This is a messenger RNA of Saccoglossus kowalevskii, 1299 nucleotides long. Its product is annotated as 3'-5' RNA helicase YTHDC2-like. The record is from RefSeq and is a predicted model, not a curated record. NCBI's taxonomy places the organism in Eukaryota, Metazoa, Hemichordata, Enteropneusta, Harrimaniidae. Gene Ontology annotation, cellular component: intracellular anatomical structure. Gene Ontology annotation, molecular function: RNA binding; protein binding; helicase activity.
UCAAAAUUGUACACCCCAUUACCACAGGGGACACUUACAUUUAUUAUGUUUUGUUUUUCUUGCUAAAUUUCGGAUGUUGAUUUAAUGAUAUGUGGCAUAAUUCUUUUGAAAAAUUAAUUGGGAAAUGGAAUUUUUAAAUCAAAAACGUAACGAUAUAGGUUCGAUUUGAAUGAAACUUUUAGAAAGGGGGUAACGCCACUCAUCGCAAUAGCCAAACAGAGUUUCCCCGAUUUCAAAAUGGCGGCGCGGGGAAAUAGUGGUGGGAUGCCUAGGUCAUAUCCUAGGAAUAGUUCACCUCCGGUCUACCAACAGAAUAGACAACACCCGAUGGAAGUUGGAAGUAUGGGAAGGAAUCCGAUGACUAUGAUGAAUUUACAGCGACCAAAUAGUGCAUCACCUGUCAGUGUUAGCAGUGUUGGAAGUUGUGGCAGUUACAAGAAAAAAGGCAGCAAUGCUAAAGCUGAAAUCUGUGUUGGCGAAGAAUUAAAAAUUUCUAUUAAAAUUGCUCUUGAUGAUUUCAGAUAUGAUGAUGACAAAAAAGAAUUGGAAUUCCCUUCAUCACUGACUGCUACAGAAAGAGCUUACAUUCAUAGGCUAUGUCCUGAAUUGGGUCUGACGAGCAAGAGUAGAGGAAAGAGUAGUAAUCGUUAUCUGACAAUCUUUAAGAAAGACUGCAACAAAAUGCCUUGUAGUGUUGCUACAUAUCAGAUGACAAGAAACUCUAGACAUCAGAUACAUGGAUUGUUGCAAAGAUUCCCUGUAACAAACAAAGAAAGACAGGAAUUACAGCAGAGAACAGAGAGGGGAUAUCACUUUAGUGGAGAAAAUGGGCAGAAAGAAAUAAACAGGACCACAGGACGGUUGAAUAAUGGCAUACCACAAAUACCUCUCAGGAAGUUUGACUCUGAGUUUGAAUUAUUUCGUCAGAGUUUGCCUGUACAUCACAUCAAGGAUAUGAUAAUGACACACAUCAAUGACAAUAGAGUUGUUUUGAUUUCAGGAGAUACAGGGUCAGGUAAAACUACACAGAUUCCCCAGUUAAUUUUAGACAAUAGUUUUGUGACUGGAAGACCAUGUAGAGUAAUUUGCACACAGCCUAGAAGGAUUUCAGCCUUGGCAAUGGCUGAACGUGUAGCAGCUGAAAGAGGUGAGAAGAUUGGACAAACAGUUGGAUACCAAAUAAGGCUUGAAAGCAGGGUGUCUCCAAAGACUGUAUUAACAUUCUGCACCAAUGGAGUACUAUUGAGAACUCUGAUGGGUGGACAAAACUCACUUUCCACUGUAACACAUGUUAUUGUU